Parasteatoda tepidariorum (common house spider) is the source of this 1089-nucleotide messenger RNA. NCBI's taxonomy places the organism in Eukaryota, Metazoa, Arthropoda, Arachnida, Araneae, Theridiidae. The record is from RefSeq and is a predicted model, not a curated record.
GAUAUUUGACUCGAGACUUUUCAAUACCUCGAGAUAGAGAUGUUUAUGAAAUCUCUCGUUCUCAUAAUUAGCUGAGAGAAAUUUUGCCGUCAUAUUUCGAAAUUGAAAUUUUAAUGAAUCAGUUAAUUUAAAGAUUUGCUGUUUGAAAUUUAAAAAAAAUGAAAGACGCUUCUUUAGAUGUCUCUAUAAAAAGCUAUAAGCAAUCAAAAGGAGGCAUAAAAUUUGAGUUGGUGCUUUCUGAUUUGUCAAGUAAAGCGCCAACAUUUUCCUCGCCUGCCAGAAAAGUUUUAUCUCUAUCGGAUAUUCAGGAACGACUGCAUGCAGCCGAAAAACGACGCCAAUCAAGAAUAUAUAAAUUGGUGAGAAAAAUGCUUGAGAGGCAAAAUUAUGUGCAAGAAGUGAGGAAAAAGCGAAUGAGAACCAUGAAGAAUUUCAAAAAGAACAUUCUAGAAAGAUACGAUAAGAAAUUAGAAGCGGUUUUGAGAAACAGAGCUGAAUACCUGAAUUCUAUACGGAGAAAAACUAGAGAAUUGUCUGUGAAAACGACGGGGAAUGUUAACGUAAAGCACAAGGCAGAAGAAAAUAGAUUCGCUUGCUCAGAACGCAUGAAACUGAAGAAAUAUCAGCCACCUGAUCAUCAAAAUUCUAAAGUGGACGAGUUGGCUAUGUGUAUGAAAAGUCUUGAUCUUUAUCUGAAGAAGAAUUUGGCAUUCGAUAUGCAAGAUCUGAAAUUUCGUUUUGACAAGCAAAAUGGUAUGAUAGAAGAGCUAGGACAACGCAUCGAGAAUCUAACGUCUUUAGUCAAAAGUCAUUGGCCAACGCAAAGGAAUGAAAACACAUCGUAAUGAAUUUUUUUAUACAGUUGCUGUACUUCGUUUAAUAAAUUAAAGUAAUAAUAUGUGUAGACUACCUUAGAAUUGCUGUUAAGAUAAGCAUUUACACUUUCAUCGAGGCAAUCCUUUAAAACUUUUUUUAUUUUUUUAAAGAAAAUAAUCAAUUGCAACGUUCUCUAAUGCAACAACAGAGCACAACGAAUACUCUUGGAAGAUGAGUUUUGUCGUCCGUCUCGAUUAAAGAUUUAUGAAUGUA